This is a messenger RNA of Macroventuria anomochaeta, 615 nucleotides long. RefSeq lists its product as uncharacterized. The transcript has 3 exons. Lineage: Eukaryota; Fungi; Ascomycota; Dothideomycetes; Pleosporales; Didymellaceae. The record is from RefSeq and is a predicted model, not a curated record. Bases 1 to 615 code for a protein of 204 amino acids.
AUGCCACCGAAGGAGGUCAUGGUAUGCCCAAGCACACCUAUGCCAAGAGGCUACGGGUUCUUACCUAAGGGCAUUCGAUACAAGACAUUGCACUGUCGGAAGCUCACUCACGACGUAGGCAAAACGCUGUACAUCGUUGUAGAUGCGAAGAAACGACAGCUUGGUCUGCGAGUGCCAACUUUCAUCCUUCACCAGGUGCAUUGGAAGGCCAAAGAGACUUUGGCAGCUCGGCGCGCUGCAGUUGAGAAGCGCGAUGCGUCCUUGAUCGACGCUGCGGCCACUGAGCUUGAAGAGCAGUUCUCAGAAAUGCCAGAGGAAGAAAAGAAGCUUGUGCUGAGACACGGCUUUAGGAAGUACUCAGGUCGCGUUGGCAGGACUGGUACGAUCCCGCUGCAGCGUAAGACUUUGCUGGGGGUCAUUGCCCAUGUGCGCCACAGGCACACAAAAUACGAUAGUGUGUUGGCGCGUGGAGUGGAGAGAGCCGUGGCGAGGAAGGCCGUCAAUCGAAAGAUCGAAAGUGUCUUACGGGACUGGGGUUAUGUAGAAGCCAACAUCAAGCGGGUAGCGAAGUGGAAUGAUAUGUUCGCUCUUGCGGCUAAGGCACCUACAGAGUAG